This is a messenger RNA of Penicillium olsonii, 1560 nucleotides long. NCBI's taxonomy places the organism in Eukaryota, Fungi, Ascomycota, Eurotiomycetes, Eurotiales, Aspergillaceae. The record is from the annotation of a GenBank genome assembly.
AUGGCUGAAGCGAGUCUCUUCAUCAAACACGAAUCCGACGACCACCUCAACCCUUUCAUGAUGUCGCACUCUGGUUACUCCAUGGGUAACCAGUUUGGCAACCACCCCAACGAGGGAGUGGACCCCUCCGACCUGACCAUGCAGCAGCAAAAUGGCUUCAUGCCGUACUCUUAUGGAUCACAACAGAACAUGUCCAACAGUUUCAACUUUGGCAACUCUGGCAUCGACACGGAUGAGCUGCUGGAUCUGGAAAUCCCCGGCCAGAAUGGCCACCAGCGUGAUAAUAUGAACUAUCUCCAAGACCAGUCCGCCGGUGGCAUCGCUAUGAGUCACCAGAGCCAGAUGUCGCACAUGUACUCCAACACUCCCGACAAUGCGCCCAUGGCCAGUCCUUUCGUCCAAAGCGGUUUCAACUUUGAUCAAUAUCGCAUGAACCAGCAGAACCCGCACAUCCAAAAUGCCAGCUCCUUCGACCAGCAGUACCUCGGCACCAAGCGCCAGAGCCUACAGGGAAUGGAUCGUCCUUCAUCUGACGGCCGCAGCCCCAUGACGCCCAAGACACCCGCCUUGGGCUCCUUGACCCUGGGCACCCCCGAGUCGGGCAGCUUCCCAUCCCAACCCAUUCGCACCGGACUGCAGGCACGCCACCAAAAGACUCUGUCAAACCAGUGGGACGGAACCCCGGGUAGCGCUCAGUCAUACGUCGAAUCAUCUCCCAUCUCCUCCCCUCCAAACCACCAAUCCCACCACGCUGGUAUCUCUGAGAUCAUCAAAUCCGGCAAGCAUGCUUCACUGCCCGCCAAGGUCGACUCCCAUCUCCCCGGGAGUGGAGAUCUUGAAUCCCAGGAAGCCAAGCGUCGACGCCGCCGUGCAUCGCACAACCUGGUGGAGCGCCGCCGCCGCGAUAACAUCAACGAACGGAUCCAGGAUCUGUCCCACCUGGUCCCCCAGCACCGACUGGAAGAUGACAAGGUCCGCAAGCAACUUGUGAACACCAGCGCUCUCUCCAUGGCCGGUGCCGGUGGCAGCGCCGCCACAUCACUCCUCGCCGGUGGCAACGGCCGCCGCGCCACACCCGGCAACAUUACCAUGGGUCUCCCGAUCGAAGAGAAGGAGAAGGGGCCCAACAAGGGCGACAUCCUCAAUGGUGCUGUCAGCUGGACCCGGGAUCUGAUGUGGGCCCUGCACGUCAAGUACCAGCAGGAAGCGGAACUAGCCGAGCAAAUCGCCAACCUCGGCGGAACCUGGCCCUUCGAGCCAACAGAGGAUGAGAAGCGCAUGCGCAGCGAGAUCCUCGACGCCCUCGAGAAGAACGACCCCAGCUCCUUCAGCUACACCCGCGGACCGGGCAGUGGUCUGCGCGUUCCCAAGCACACCAACUUCGCUGGCGACGCCGUGCAAGGCGGCGACAUGUCUGGCUUGACGCCGCCUAGCCUGAGUCCUUCGUUCCACAGUGGUGCCAGCAGUGCCAACGGUGCUGGCCAGCCUCAGUACUGGAACAGUGCCGGCCAUCCUGCUAUGAGCUUCAAGGAGGAGGAUGAGUAUGGCAUGGAGAUUUAG